AUGUACAAUAAAUAUUGCGGGUUAAUAUUGAAUUGUACACUUAUAAUCGUUGGAUUUUUUCAGCAAACUAACAUUGCUAACAUUAACAUGAUUUUCGAAGAGAUUGAAGAAUUCUUUCUGGUGAAGUUGAAGAUUAAGAUUAAAAAUUCAAAGACACUUCGUUUCGUGUAUCUUCAGACAAUUGUAAUCUUCUCAGCAUUGAUUUAUACAGAAAUGACAAACUGUUUGAUGUACAUUGGACCGACAAUCGGAUUAUCUGUGGACAGAGCAUGCAUUGUUAUAUGUCUGACUCCUAUGAUGACGACAGCAAUGGUUGAAUGUCAAUUAUUUGCGUAUUUUCUCUUGAUGAAAGAGAGAUUGAGUAUCAUUAAUCAAUCUAUUUAUCGCUACAAGUUCAACCUACGUUCCAAUGAUAUAUUCCAAGAACCAAUCGAAGAUGUCAACCAAUGCAUUGACGUCAAAAAACAAAUUUUCUUCAUUACCGAGCUUAUGAGACCACAUAAAAUCAAUGAUAAAAUCAUGAAGAAGUCUCACAAAAGUUCAGCAAGUAAAUUGAAGCCUUUGCUGAUGACCACGUGGCGGUUCUUUAAAAAUAUUUUACAAUUUCGAGAGCAUAGAAUAUUUGUGAACAAUUUUGAAGAAGCUUUCAAAACAGUGGUCGAAAACAGCAACUUUCAUUCUGAUCAUAAUUAUAUCGACCGAAUCAGCAGUCUGGAAAUUAUUUAUACGAAACUUUACGAGAUUUCAGAUUUAAUUAACAAUGCAUAUGGAAUUCAAACCAUCGCUAUAAUCGCAGUUCAGUUUAUUACACUCACCACCAUGAUGUAUCAUUGCACAAUGAAAGUAAUCAGGAUAUUAUCAACAGAGUUGUCUGAUGUGGAGAAUGACGAAACAUUAGAGGAAGUCACAAGUACAGUAAUGUGGAUAGCAAUUUACAUGUACAAAUUGUUUUCACUUUGUUAUUGCAUCCACGCAACAAAUGAUGAGAUAAAAAUGUUUCUCCUUAAACUUUUACAACAGCGAAUUAAAUUUACACCAUAUGGAUUAUUUGACAUUGAUUUAGGACUUUUUAGUAUGAUUACUGGCGCAGUUGUUACAUACAUCCUGAUUCUAAUUCAGUUUGACAUCGCACAAAAGAAUUAA
This is a messenger RNA of Clunio marinus, 1143 nucleotides long. The record is from the annotation of a GenBank genome assembly. Lineage: Eukaryota; Metazoa; Arthropoda; Insecta; Diptera; Chironomidae.